Podarcis raffonei (Aeolian wall lizard) is the source of this 3960-nucleotide messenger RNA. RefSeq names its product zinc finger protein 135-like. Gene Ontology annotation, molecular function: DNA-binding transcription factor activity, RNA polymerase II-specific; RNA polymerase II cis-regulatory region sequence-specific DNA binding. Gene Ontology annotation, biological process: regulation of transcription by RNA polymerase II. The coding region runs from base 681 to 2627 and encodes 648 amino acids. Lineage: Eukaryota; Metazoa; Chordata; Lepidosauria; Squamata; Lacertidae. The transcript has 5 exons. The record is from RefSeq and is a predicted model, not a curated record.
UGGAGCUGGUAGACAGCUGCCCUGGACACAGAACUGACCUGCGCCUCCAUGGACAGCUGUGAGUCCAAAAUGACUCCCAGGCUGCGCACCUGGUCCUUCAGGACCACAGUUACCCCAUUCAGGACCAGGGAGUCCUCCACACCAGCCCACCUCAUCCCCCAAGAACAGUACUUCUGUCUUGUCAGGAUUCAACCUCAAUCUGUUAGCCACCAUCCAUCCAUCUUUCAGCCAGGAACCAUGGGGUGGUUUGCAUCGUAACUCAUUAUUUUGAGAUGCUGAUAGAAAGGGCCGCAUCAAACCUCAAUCCGGCCCUGAAUUGAUUGCUACCGAUUUGAAUGGAAAGCUGAUUUUCAUAGGGUAGGGGGCACCGGUGGUGCAUUGAUGGAACCAAGAGGGUGGUGGUCCCCAGAAUUAGGAGACCCCUCCCCCGCGCUCUAUAUAUCCCGGGGAGUUGCAAGAAAAGGGUCCACGUCGCCUCCACCCCCGUGAAUCUGGGAUGUCGCAACCAGACGAGAGAGGAGGCCUGGGAAGCUGGAGGGAGGAGCCGCGUUGCAGAAAAAGGAGGCGCGUUUUGCAGCAGGGAAGGCGAAGCAGCAGCCGGACCGGGUCUUGGGCUUUGCAGCCGGGUUGCCAACUGACCCGAAGGAAGCCCCGCCCCCGGCUGCUCUUGUGCCUCCCCGAUGCCCUGCUACGUCCGGAGAGGGAGGAGCCGCGUUGCACGAAAAGGCGAAAGGGAGAGAAGAAGCCUUUUUAUUUUUUGCAGGAAAAGGCCGGGCGCUUUGCAGCCGGGUUGCCAACGGACCAGAAGAAAAGCCUGGCUGCUCCUGUGCCUUCCGCUGCCCCGUGACGUCGGGGAAGGGAGGAGCCGCCUUGCAGGGAAGAAAGGCUUUUCUUGCACGAGAGUCUUCUUUGCAGCUUCGCCUCUGCAGGCGGGUUGCCAACUGACCCGGAGGAAAGCCUGGGGGGCUGCUGCUGCUGCUGCGCCUUCUUGCCGCUGCGCCUUCUUGCCGCCGCGGAAGCUUCUUGCUCCAGGAUGGAGAAAACCUGAGGCGGUCGUAGGGUUUGUUUUUGAGGUGAGGAGGACUGUGUUGUGGCAAACCUCGGCAUCUUUCAUGGAGGUGACGUUUGAGGACGUGGCCGUCUACUUCUGCCGGGAAGAGUGGGCGGAAUUAAUUCCGUGGCAGAAGGAACUCUACCGGGGUGUGAUGGUGGAAAACUACGAGGCGGUCCUUUCCGUGGGCCGCUUGUCUGUGAAACCGGAGAUCAUCAGCAAAAUUGAACGGGAGGAGGCCGAGCUGUGCGUCGGAGAGUUUUGGAAGCCCCCCCAGUGGAGAGACCCUUCAGGCCAGUGGCUAGCAGGAGAUGGCAUCAGGAUGGCAGACGAUGAAGACCUCGAAAGGGCAGCCCCCAUUCGGCGGCGGCGAGGGAGAAGGAAGAAGGUCCCGUCUUCAACAACAGAGAAACAGAUGGCGAUCGUGCCCCCCAAGGACAAGGGGGCCCCAAAGUUGACACUGAAGAUGAAACCUGCAAAGUGUCCCGAGUGUGGCAAGAGCUUCCUGAGCAACGUGGCGAUGGCCAUCCACAUCCGGACGCACACCGGGGAGCGGCCCUUCAAGUGCCACCUGUGCCCCAAGGGCUUCCCCUCGCGGGGGGACCUGAAACGGCACAUCAAGACCCACCUGCGCCCCAAGCGGAGCCCGCCUACCCCCGCGGAGGCCGCCUGCGGGGGCAAGAAGCGCCUGGCCGCCAAGCUGCAGCUGCUGAGCCACCUGCAGCGCCCGCCGGACCCCCGGAAGCCCCACGUGUGCGCCCAGUGUGGCAAGGGCUUUGGCACGCCCCAGAGCCUCCGGAAGCACCAGGGAACCCACUCCACCGAGCGCCCCUUCUCAUGCGCCCAGUGCGGGAGCAGCUUCCGCCUGAAGCAGAUCCUGGUGGCGCACAUGGACUGCCACGCCACCGAGCGCCCCUACCCGUGCCAGGAGUGCGGGAAGACCUUCGUGCAGGAGCGUGGCCUCCGCAGCCACCAGCUCGUCCACACAGGCGAGAAGUGCUUCUUGUGCGAGGCCUGCGGGCGCCGCUUCGCCUACAAGCAGCACUUCCUCAAGCACCUCCGCCUGCACACUGGAGAAAGGCCCUACUCGUGUGCCGAGUGCGGGAAGACCUUCCGGGACCGGGCGACGCUCAGUAUCCACAACCGGAUGCACACGGGUGAGCGCCCCUACAGCUGCCCCUUCUGCGGCAAGGCCUGCCGGCAGAAGCAGCACCUCAACAGCCACCUGAAGGUGCACCGGGGAGAGGUGCUCCCCCCCAGCGACGGCACGGGACGAGCCCUGCAGAAGGCAAAGGAGAAGCCCCACGCCUGCCCCAGGUGCGAGAAGCGCUUCCGCGACAAGCGGAUCAUGAGGGCCCAUCUGCUGACUCACGAACAAGAGUCUUUGUCCGCCGGGGACGCUGGCCCGGCCCAGGCAGAGGCCAAAUCCCCCAGCGGGAGAGGCGGGGGUCGGAAGCAGCCCACCUCUCUGCAUGCAACUGCCCCCCCUGAAAAGUUGCCUUUUGGGUGUGCUCAUUGUGGGAGGAAGUUUCCGCAGCGGAAAUCCCUCCUGUUGCAUCAGAGGAGCCACAGGUGAGGAGAGAUGGCUCCCGCAGAGAGUCUAAUCCUGGCGUCCUUUUGGGAGGGAGCCUUGCAUUUUGACAGCAGUACAUCACACUGAGCAAGUCAAGCCUCAUGAAGAAAGCAACUCGUGUCGUGCCCUCCGAUUAGUUUUUGAGACCGAAAGUCCCCGUCACUGCAGUGCUUUCCCCAAGCAAUUGGAGACUGCGCCUGCAAGAAGCCUCUCUCUCCUCUGCCCUUUUCAUGCCUCUUCUGGUUCUGGGAGAGCAUGGCAGAGGUGAGCUUGUUGCACCAGGAGGGGGAGACGCCGAUGCCUCUUCCCCAGCCUGACCCAUCUCUGCCUCUUGACCUCCCUCCUCUCCUCCUUCAGCUUCUGCCUCUAAGUCUGGACUGCUCUCUGCCACAGACUCCUCCCGCUCACUAAGCCCUGUUGCUUCUUCAGAUUCCAACACCUCCUCUUCCAAGUCUCCUCCUCCUUCCCAUUUAUUGGCAUCCCACUGCCCCUCCCCAGGCUCUGAGCCUUCUUCCCUUGGGGUUCGCCGUCUGGUUCCUCCUCCCAUUCCUCUGCGUCCGACAAUUCCGUGAUAGAUGAAAACAUGCCAACCUGCUUGGUUCCCAAACCUUUUUGGCCAACCCCCCUUCCUGCCGGGACAAUGCAGGAGUGCUCCUUUGGGGAUGAAGUUAAACCAUUGGCGAGUUACAGCGCCUGGCGUGGCUGCAGAGACUGAUGCAGGAGAGACAUGUUUUGUUGCAGUUGGGGCAGAGGAAGGCGCCCGGUUGUGCUGCUGCAGAUGCACCUAUAAAAAGCAUUCUUCAGCCUAGUGGUCUGCAUGACCCACUGUGGAAGAUAACAGCACCAUAAAAUUCAAAAGAGAAGCGCUCAGUUGCAGUUUUUCAAAAUGCAAUUACACUGUUUAGUUUAACUCAUUCAACAAACCUUAGGGGCUUGGACUGGUGGUAGCCACUUUUCAAAGUUUGAUAGUUGUUUACUCCCCUCUUGAGCCAUCCCAGUUUGGGAGUCACUGGCCCAGCCUGAAAAGGGAAUCUCUAACUGGGAGUGACCUUGUUCCCUUUAAUGAUUCUUCUGUGUGGGCCAGACCCCUCUCUGUCCUGCCCCCCCACUCCUUGUGUUUCUAGAAGUUAUGUUCAAGCAGAGGUGGGGAAUUUCAAGUUUGAAAAAAGAUAUGCAAAUGUUAAUAUGAAAUACCCAGUAUUUGGGUAUUGGAAUAUUAAAGACAAACCAGUUAAACAAAAACAAACUGAAAAGGGGAAAAGAAAAAGGAGAACUUCAAAAUAUCCACCCCAACAAUUCUGCGUUCUAUAAACCAAUGUUUUCUUCAAUCCUCAAA